UUUAAAUACAGAUUUGACAGAUCACAUUUUACUCCCAGGCACUAAGAAAAUAUUCUACCACAACCAGACUUGCAUUACUUCACCUCCAACUUGUAGCUAGUCCUAGUGCCCUCAGAUAAAAUGAACAAGCUAACACCUUUAUUAUUGUCAUGUAUACUUGUGCCAUGGGUGCUCUCAGCAACAGUCAAAAAAUUUGAUUGGAGUUUUGAAAACACAGAGGAGGCUGCCAUUUCACAUGAAGAGGACUCAGUACUGAAUAAUGAAGAAUUCUUGGAAGCUAAAAGGCCAGAGACGGAUGUCAUGAGUUUUCCUCAGUCAGACAUAGUUCCUGACGUAACACCACAACCAGAUUCAGAACUGCCAACUUGCCUCUUGUGUGUGUGCUUGACUGGCUCAGUGUAUUGUGAAGAAAUCCUCAUUGAUGUGGUUCCUACACUGCCAAAAGAGACAGCUUACCUGUAUGCACGCUACAACAAAAUUAAAAGGAUUAAGACAAACGAUUUUGUAAACUUUCCUACUUUGAAAAGAAUUGACCUGACUGGGAAUUUGAUUGAAGAGAUAGAAGAGGGUGCCUUCUCAAAGCUCCCACUGCUUGAGGAGCUUUCACUUGCUGAAAACAAAUUGACCAAACUUCCUGUCCUGCCUGCUAAACUGACUGUUUUCAAUGCAAAUUACAACAUGCUCAAAAGCAGAGGAGUGAAAUCAAAUGCUUUCAGGAAACUCACCAACUUGUCGUAUCUCUACCUAUCCAACAAUCAGCUGGACAGUGUGCCUCUUCACCUUCCCGAGAGCCUGCGCAUUCUACACAUGCAGAACAAUAACAUAACUUCAAUCUCAGACGAAACGUUCUGCAAGGGAAACAGCACCCUCUAUAUUCGUGAACAAAUGGAGGAGAUAAGACUCGAUGGUAAUCCAGUUUCGCUGGCCAAAUAUCCAAACAGCUUCAUCUGCUUGAAAAUGCUGCCUUUUGGAAGUUACUUUUAAACUAGCCUUGUAAAUAGAAAGGAGCCCCAUAAUCUAACCAGAGUAGGCUACAUGCAAGAUGCAUUUAAGACAGUAAGCACUUUGUCUUCGGUGUUUUAAAACUGUUGUUUAAAAUGUCAUGUUUUAAAAAAGAAAUACUAAUUGUUUGCACAACUGCUCAUUUUCAGAUGCAAGCAUCGUUUGUCAGGGUUGGCUUUAUGAACUCUUACAGUAUGUUUUGCAAUUUUAAUUUCACUUUUUGUUUGUUUUUGUUAACUUUAAAACAUAUUUCUGCACAGAGUUUGAACUCCUAAAUUCUUAUUUCACCUGUUAUUCCCUUUAAAGUACCUGUAAAACUAUUUCAGACCAAAUUACAGAAAACAACCAUAACUUCUAAGUACAUGCUUCAGUGUACUUAUCAUAAGUUUAUAAUGCCUUCCAACAUUACCUUCUUAUAGAAAGUGUAAAUACAUCAAUAUCCCGAACACCGCCGAUUUCACAAGUGCAUAAAGAGCACAAGGUAUAGUAAAAUACAUUAUUUUACCUCGUGGGCAUUACAACCAAAGCUUUGAGGUGGGAUUUAACCUUGAGCACUUAAAGUGUCAUAUAUGUAAUGUGAUUUGGCUUCUGAAAAUAAAAAGACAGUUACAUACUGCUUUCAAAUAAAUGUACAGCAGCAUGUAUUCAUUUACUUAGUAAUGUCAAACUUAAGUUUAGAAAUGGAAAUGAAUGCUGAUAUUAUCUCGCUGUCUGUGUCUCACUCUCUCUCUCUAUAUAUAAAUGAUAGAUAUAUAUAAAAUAAUAUCAGUGCUAUUUUUGGUUUUAAAAUUUGUAUGAACCCAUUCUUGUUAAAGUGUUGUAUUUGUAGAAAAUAACUACCUAUCACAAGCAUUAAGAUCUGCAGGGUGUAUAUAAAGUUUAUGUAAAGUAUGUUUUGUUCUUAAUUAUAAUUUUUUUUUUUUUUUUUUUUUUUUUUUAAUUAAGACCAUUAAAAUGGUAUUAUGUAUUGAAUUACUAAAGCAGCUGUACUGAAAGGUUAAAAAUGACUUAUUGGCUAUGUCUGUUGGCGUCCAGAAUCAGUCUGUGAUCCAAGUAAAUAAUGGAAUUCGGUCCAUAUUGCUUUUGUAGCUUGGUUUCCACGUCUUCGAAUUGCAAUCAGUUGAAGGAAUAAGUUCAUAUGCUGAUCCCUUUGCCAGUUUUCUACUCAUCAUACAAACCUCUACUGAAAUUAAUAUAAAAAUGUAAACAAUACCACAAAAAGGCAAUAAGCAAGGCCUUUGUUUUAUUUUCUCUUAUUCUGGGAAUAUCUGAUGACUGUUGAUCUAAUAAUUCAAGACAGGAAAACAACCUCAGAAAGUUGUAAAUCGUGCAUUUUACCGUUUUUUUAAAUAAAGUGUGAAAUACAAAGAACUCUGUAAUGAAGCUUAAUAACCAAGUACACUACUACCAAAUGUAAACUGUGAUUGUAAUGUUUAAUGAGUAGAUACCAUUGUAUGGGGUCUGGUGCAUUCACAUGCUACAAUGUAAUGAUUUCGUAACUGUUAAAUUACAGAAGCAAAAGAAGGCAAGGUCAGAGGAUCAUGCUUCCUCCCCUUGGAUCUUAACAGUCAAACAGAGUGCUGGAGAGGGUCUCAAAAGCGAUAAUCAAACAGAAAGGAUUGAGGGCAUCCCUGCCUAACACUACAGCAAGACAUUUGUGUUUAGUACAGACCGAGGCCAGAGGAGAGAUGGAAAUACACAAUCAAAACGUAUAAAUCUACCUGGUCUACAUAGAUUUUGGUUCAGGGAGAAGCGACUGAAGAUAACAGGCCAUGAGCAAUAAUCUUGAAAUCAACAUUAAGGAGGGAAAUAGGUCUAAAAUGACGUGAACAAGGGACUUCUUUAAGAAGCCACACAUAAAACCAAUUCUAAGACUCAACUCAGAAGGGGCUCAUAAAAUAUAGGUAUGUCAACAGGAAGUGAUGUCCCUCAAACUAUUUUUAUGAGAAAAAAAAGACCAGUCAGCAUGCUUGUAUGAAAGAUUUACAGAGCUACCUUAUUUAUGAAAACUAAAUGGCAAAUGGAAAAUACAAAUAAACAGGUUUUAACAACUACACAGAAUAAAGCUCAAAAGCCAAAAUGACAAUCAUUUUUUUAGAUUAACUAAGUUUACCAGUUUCACUUCUUUCUAGUUGUUUCGAGCUUCAGUUGUACCUACCAUCAAUAACACCACCUUAAAUCUCUUACCUGCUUCACAAGGGCAGGGGUUUGAAAAGCACACAUUUUUCCACAGUUAUUAUGGAAAAGUAAUUAACUCUUGUAAAAAAAACAAAACAAGUUAACUAGCCAAUUCUUCUUAAUUUCCGGAGUUCCUGGAAUGUUUUUAGUAGGAUCCAAUAAACUUUUGUCUAAAUCAACACAUUCCAUUAAAUUAAUAAGCCAUGAAAAAUGUGAGCAUAAAAAAAAAAAAAAACAA
Acipenser ruthenus (sterlet) is the source of this 3418-nucleotide messenger RNA. Its product is annotated as mimecan-like. The coding region runs from base 121 to 984 and encodes 287 amino acids. Gene Ontology annotation, molecular function: protein binding. The transcript is spliced from 6 exons. The record is from RefSeq and is a predicted model, not a curated record. NCBI's taxonomy places the organism in Eukaryota, Metazoa, Chordata, Actinopteri, Acipenseriformes, Acipenseridae.